Hordeum vulgare subsp. vulgare (domesticated barley) is the source of this 5075-nucleotide messenger RNA. Its product is annotated as putative disease resistance protein RGA3. The coding region runs from base 1595 to 4564 and encodes 989 amino acids. The transcript has 6 exons. The record is from RefSeq and is a predicted model, not a curated record. Gene Ontology annotation, biological process: defense response to other organism. Lineage: Eukaryota; Viridiplantae; Streptophyta; Magnoliopsida; Poales; Poaceae. Gene Ontology annotation, molecular function: protein binding; ADP binding.
GCCGGGUUCACGCGAGAAGGACCAACCAACCGCCGUGUGAUUGUGGGAGUUUAAGCGGCUACGGAGGCGGAGGCGGAUUCGGACACCCCCUCCUUGGUCGGUGUCGCCGGCUGGCUGGCUUGCCCACCGCCCGGCGGUUGCUGCUUUAACACUGUAUAAGCCCCUCCUAGCAUUCCACUGGAUACAAAUGUUUGGGACAACAAAUGAGCGGAUGCAUACGAGCUGUUCGACGAAAUGCUCACUAGCGCUUCCUUAUCUCACUAGCUUCUCCUCCGUUUCUUGGUUUAAACGAAAUUCGCUGUGCUAAUCAAAAUCUUGCAGCUUCGUACCAGGAGACAAGCCAAGCCGAGCCAAGCCAAGUUGGCACUUGCUAUAUGAUCGCAACAUCGCAAUUUCCAAUCCUUGACCGGUCUCGCCGGCCGGCUUGCUCGCCCCGGUGGUUGCUGACGGUAUAAGCCCUUUCUAGUAUAUUACCUCCAUCGUUUUUUCUCAUGACUAGCUUUGAUUGCCUCCUGAUUGCUUCGGCGACUCGCGAGACGCAAGGAGAGCAGACUCGGUGGACGCAUGCGAGCUGUUCGAUGAAAUGCGCAGGUGACCAGUUCUGCAUUUGAAGCUCUGACUUUGUGAGCAACCAUCCAACGACAAGGCCUGUUUGAUCUCAUCCAUGCAACAGAUCCCCCCCCCCCCCCCCUCUACCACUUCCCAGGCUCCCAGCUGGAGCUUCUGGCUUGCAAGAAUCUUUUCACUGUUCAUCCCAGCAAGAGAGCAUCGGUGCUUGUCUCCACCGAGGCUGGUCCUUCCUUUUUACGCUGAAUUUCAUAUGGUACAUCGUCCUGGGCUUCUGGCUUGCAAGAAUCCUUUCACUGUUCAUCCCAGCAAGAGAGCAUCGGUGCUUGUCUCCACCGAGGCUGGUCCUUCCUUCUUACGCUGAAUUUCAUAUGCUACAUCGUCCUGGGUUUCUGGCUUGCAAGAAUCCUUUCACUGUUCAUCCCAGCAAGAGAGCAUCGGUGCGCCGCUGCCUUUUUCCUCCUCCUCCUCGCAUCUGUGGUUACAGUCGAAAGUUGGUUGUCAUAGGGAGAAAGAGCUUGGAAUUUGCAGAUCUGGAAUCUCAUUAAAAUCAAGAAAAGGAUAGAUACUGAAAAGUUCUUCACCUUGCAAGUGGGAAGGUGGGAAAGAAAAUGCAAAAAAGACGUGUUUGAUACUCGAUUGUGUAGCUAUGACACGGACGGAUCGGUCCUAAGGCAAGCUUGACAAGAGACAGACCGGCUGGUCUUCCCACCUUCCAUGUAAAUGAAGCAUCCAUGAGGUGGGAGCGAGCAUUUAAGAAGCUAGUCUGUGCAGGGUCAAAGCCGCUCCUCUCUACCGUGAUGUCUCCACAACUGAUCGUGGCUUCGACCACAAAAUCCUAGCAAGUGCCGCCGUCACGUGCUCAGCUCCUUCGUUCAUCUGUCAAUAGAGGAGAAAAGAGAAGAGCAUUGUUUGGACAAUGAUCCUGUGUUGAACGGAGGAGGGUAGAACUCACACAGCACAAGGCCCGCGAAACAUCAAAGCAGGCACACUUGCAUCAAAGUCAGAAUCCACUGGUUUGGGCACCAUGGGCUUAGUUUUGGAUGCUCUCACCUCGAAGUUUGUGACAAGGCUGGGUCGGCUUAUUGAAGAUGAGGUUGUGAUGACACUAAGUGUGAAAAAGGACAUCAAAAGGCUGAAGAAAAAUCUGGAACACUUCAGCGCAGUUCGUGAGGAUGCGGAAGCUCUGGCCAUGGAAGAUAGACGGAUAGAGGCAUGGUGGAAGAACAUGAGUGAUGUAAUGUUUGAUGUUGAUGUCAUCAUAGAUCUUGUUAUGGUUCAUUCACAGAAACUUCUGCUACCACCCAGAUCGCUCUGUUUCAAUCAGCCUAUGGUUUCUUGUUUUGAAAAGAUUUUAUUUGAUAACAAGGUGGCUAGAAGAAUUAAGGACAUAAAUGAAAAGCUCGAUGAGAUUAAAAUGAACACAGAGAUGUUCAACUUGGAUAGAUCCCUUCGUCAACAGUUUCAGGUAACAAGUGUGGACAGAAACCAGACAUCUCCUAUAGAUGAACUAGAGGUUGUUGGAAGAGAGGUCAAACAAUCGGUUGAUGACAUAGUACAAAUGAUUGUCAGUGGCUGCCAUGAGAAUAGUACAAGUGUUCUGGGGAUUCAAGGAAUGGGAGGCAUUGGUAAGACAACGUUAGCUCAGAAGAUAUAUAAUGAUCAGAUGAUAAGAGAGAAAUUCCAAGUUCAUAUAUGGUUGUGCAUUACGCAGAGCUACACAGAGACCGGGUUGAUAAAACAGGCAAUACGGGUGGCUGGGGAAAAGUGUGAUCAAUUAGAAACCAAGACCGAGCUUCUACCACUUUUAGUGGACACUAUCAAAGGAAAGAGUGUUUUUCUUGUGCUGGAUGAUGUGUGGAAAUCUGAUGUCUGGAAUGAUCUUCUUCUAUCGCCUUUCAUGAGAGCCUUGAACUUCCAUAUCCUUGUCACCACAAGAGACCUGUGUGUUUUGUCAGAAAUGCAUGCAACAUAUAUCCACCAAGUAAACAAAAUGAAUUACAGUGAUGGCUUAGAAUUGCUUAUGAAGAAGUCCUUUCAAUCAUCCGAGCAAAUAUGUGACUUCAAGAAUGUUGGCUAUGACAUUGUAAAGAAAUGUGAUGGCCUUCCUCUUGCCAUCAAGGUUGUUGCUGGUGUCCUAUCCACCAGAAGAACAGUUGCCGAAUGGAAGAGUAUCCGAGAUAGUAAAUGGUCCAUUCAUGGACUCCCCAAAGAACUUGGAGGUCCCCUGUAUUUAAGUUACAGCAACUUACCCCCUCAACUCAAGCAGUGCUUUCUCUGGUGUGCUUUAUUGCCUCCUAAUUUUGCAAUAGGCCGCGAUGAUGUCGCUUACUGGUGGGUUGCCGAAGGUUUUGUGAGGAAAGAGAAUGACCACUCAAUACAUGAAAUUGCUGAAGAGUAUUACCUUGAGCUAAUUAGGAGGAAUCUUCUGCAACCAAUUCCUCUGUUUGUAGAUAAAGGCGAGUCAACGAUGCAUGAUUUAUUGAGGUCACUUGGGCAAUAUCUGACAAAGGAUCACUCCCUAUUCAUGAAUGCCGCAAGUAACAGUUCCGUGUCGAAUCUGCGCCGCUUAGGUAUCAGCCAUGCUAUAAAAGAAAUCCCCCCUCUUGAAGAGCACAAGUGCUUGAGGAGCCUUUUACUUUUUAAUAACAAGAACUUCAAUUCAAUUCGCAAGGAUAUUUUUAGAAAGCUUGAGCAUAUCCGUGUCUUGGUUCUCAGAGGGACAAAUAUCAAGGACAUACCGGACUCAGUGGGAAAUUUGGUGUUGUUGAGGUUGCUAGAUCUGAGCUAUACCGAGAUUAACAAACUUCCGGAGUCCAUGGGAAGGCUAAUAAGCCUUGAAUACCUCUCUCUGCGUGGUUGUCGUCAAUUGGAUAGCCUGCCAGCUGGUCUCAUGAGACUGUCCAACAUAAGUUCUUUGCAGCUACAAGAUACUGCAGUUGAUCAUGUUCCAAAAGGGAUUGCAAAGUUUCAGCAGCUCUAUAACCUAAAAGGAGUUUUUGAGAGUGGGACUGGAUUCAGAUUAGGCGAAUUGCGAUGCCUCCCCAAUAUCCAACGUCUGUUGGUCCAGAAGCUAGAGAAAGCGGCACCAGUGGGUGAACUUGUACUGAGGAACAGUCAUAAUCUUAGGGAACUGGCACUGGGUUGCACAAUGGCCAGCACCAAAGAGAGAACUCGUUACCAGACUGGUGUGAUUGAGAGAAUUCAGCAAGUCUAUGACAUGCUUAUUCCAUCACCAAGCCUAGUAUAUAUUUAUUUUAAUGGGUUCCCGGGCAUAAGGUUCCCAGAAUGGCUAUGCUCAGAACCAGAGCUUAAUAUGCCAAGUUUGUGUCAUAUGCACCUCAACGACUGCAUAUCAUGUUCAGAGCUUCCACCAGCAGGUCAGAUGCCAGAAUUGCUAGUUCUUCAGAUUAAAGGUGCAGAUGAAGUUGUAACUAUUGGCACAGAACUCCUGGGGCAAGGUGUCAGAAGUGCAGCGGCUUUCUUUCCAAAACUUGAACUGCUUCACAUCAUUAGCAUGUGUAAUUUGGAAAAAUGGUCGCUGAACAUAAAAAAUAUGUGCGAUGACAUGGAGGAAAACUUGCGACAGCUCGCUCUGAUGCCUUGCCUUAAGCGUUUGCUGCUUGUUGAUUGCCCCAAACUGAGAGCUUUACCUCAAGACAUGUACAUGAUUGUUAAUUUGAAGAGAAUCCACAUUGAAGGUGCUCACAAGCUUCAAGAAGUUGUCAAUCUUCCUGCAGUUGCGUGGCUCAAGGUGAAGAACAAUGCAUGUUUGAAGAGGAUUUCUAACCUCUGUAAGCUGCAGGACCUGUUUGCGCAGGACUGCCCGGUGCUGGAUCAGGCAGAGAACCUGUUCUUGCUGAAACGGGUUUACAUGAUUGACUGCCCGCAUGCCCAAGAGUUCAGGGAUUGUCUAGGGGGAGAAGAAGAAGGCAUCCUAGUCCAUGUUGCAACAGAUGGCCAUAAUAUCUUCCCAGAUGAAGCUCUCUAUAAUUAGGCAGGCUUACGGUAGAAGAGCGGGGCGUAUUGAAGACAUGAUGGUUAGAUGAAAAUUACUCAAAGAUUUUAUGAAGCCUUGAAGCACAAUGUUGCAGUGGGAGGUGCUACAGAGUGUUCUAAUGCCUUGAAGCACAAUGUUUUUAUGAAGCCUUGAAGCACAAUGUUUGUCAAAUGCUGGAGUGUAAUGUUAUUUUUCCUACCUCUUUCCUUUUGGUGCUACAGAGGAUAAACAAGGUUGACAGCAAAAAUGGCAUGACAAACUUGAAGCUGAUUAUAGCCAACUGUCAUUGGUGGAAUAUCCGACUGUGGACGCGGAUUGCUGCACUUUUAUUACUAUAGAAAGUUGUGCUCUGAAGGACGAUUUCAUUGUUUUUUAAUUUAUUAUUUUGGUUCAUUGAUUUCGAAAUUGAUUUUGUAAUAACAAUGGUGUACCUAUGAUUGGUUCUCGCAUGUUCUUUGUACUGUUACUUUGAGUAACGUGAGUAUAAAAUGUCAGGGAAAGUUGGAUA